UGUCAAAGUUGCAAAAAAUUGACCAAAAUUUAAUUAGCCAAAUUACAGACAGUCCAAAUAACCCUUUUUUUCAUAUCUUUGACAAUUUAGUAGGAAAUCCAGUCUGCAUUUAUUCGUGCGUAUGCUAAGCACUCACGACAAAACAGGGAAGGUCAUAUAACUAUAACUCCUGCCAAGCCCACAUGUUUAACCAGGUAAGUAAAUUUUUGACCGCCCAUACCGAGAGAUUUCUUCAAAAGCGAGAGGCAAAACUGUUUAGUAAAAGCAUGCUUCAUUCUACAACUAAAUAUUUUAUUUGUCAGAACAAACGAAUCAAAAUUUUUUACAGCACCACACUUUUUGGCAGAAUAGUUUGGAAUAUGUAAGUCACAAUAUAAAUUAUAUCACUUACUUCGAUUAAAUGUUAGUGCACUGCAUAACAAAAGUACUCGUAACAAAAGGAUGUACUGUAAGUAUUUGGUUAGACACAUGCGCGUAGUCAAACUUUGCUCAGUCAUGAACGAUCAAGUCAUGAAUUUCGGGGACUUGUUUGCUUACGAUAAAUUAAUUAAAUCAUAAGUAUCUUGAACGUUAGUACGUACUUACAAUUAAUUACUGUAGAAGUACAGUACUCAUUUUGUUAUGCAAACUUAACGUAAUUCUCCGACUUCGCACUUCGCAGUAUCUAACUGCGUGAUCAUGGAUUGCUUGUUUUUGUUUUCAACUUCGUAUUAACCAAUUAUUGCUGCUUUUCAAUUAUUUGCUUGAUAAUCAGCUUAUUAAUAACUCUCCGACCAAAUAUACGGAUUGGAAGCACCGUAAUUUCAAUGACGUUUAAAUACAAAGACCAAACUAAGCAUUCCAAUCUGACUGAGUACAUUAAACUGCGUAUAUGCGCGUGCAGCUUCGAUCCGGAUACCCAAAAAUUUGAAACUCUGCACAAAAGAAUUGCUGAACUUCAUGCUGCUGCUGAACAACUUUUUGAAUCCAACAAAAAGUUGCGCUUUACUGUGAGCGCUAUACAACUAGGGAUUUCGGAACCUGUACUAUCACCUUCAGCUGCAGGAAACAUUGAUUCUGUACCCAGCAAAUCACCGGCUGAUGGUGCAAAGCCGCAGAAUAAGUUGACUGGGGAACAAGAUACUGAUACUGAUAACACUGGCAAACAUUCUUCUAAAGGAAAGAAAAAGAAAGUUGGAGGAUAAUUGAUUUUAAUGCCUGACCAUUUGAUGAUGUUCUUAUACCGACAUACAUAUACUUACAGGUACCUAUAUCUAUACUUAGUCAGACUCACAUGACAAUACAGCGCCUUUUAGAACUGUCGUGCAUUCUCCAAUUAUUUUUUUAAAUUAAAUUCGACUGGAAUGGCGACUGUUAUGAAUGGCUUGAUUAUAACUAAUACUAGA
Messenger RNA from Paramacrobiotus metropolitanus, 1385 nucleotides. RefSeq lists its product as uncharacterized. Bases 807 to 1184 code for a protein of 125 amino acids. Lineage: Eukaryota; Metazoa; Tardigrada; Eutardigrada; Parachela; Macrobiotidae. The record is from RefSeq and is a predicted model, not a curated record. The transcript is spliced from 4 exons.